This is a messenger RNA of Microthlaspi erraticum, 1041 nucleotides long. The record is from the annotation of a GenBank genome assembly. Lineage: Eukaryota; Viridiplantae; Streptophyta; Magnoliopsida; Brassicales; Brassicaceae.
AUGGAUAGCAUGAGUGAGGCAUUUGAUCAAAUGCAAAUGGUCAAGGAUGUUAUGGCCAACAGUGAUAAAGUUUCAGAGGUCCUACAAGAGUCUACUCAUCAGUUCAACCUGCUUACUUCACCCACCUUCCUACCAAAGGUCAAGGAUCAAGGGAAAUUCACUCUCCCUUGCACACUUGGGCAUCUUGAGAUUGACAAUGCCUUAGUGGAUUCUGGAGCAAGCAUCAAUCUGAUCUCUCUCUCCAUGGCAGAGAAGCUAGGCAUUGCUGGAGCCUUGCAGCGCCCUACUACUUCAAUCAUGUUUGGAGAUGCAACUUCUAAGUCUCCUCUUGGAGUGUUCAAGAACUAUCACUUGAAAAUUGGAGAAUGCAUCAUCCAAACUGAUCUCACUGUGAUGGAAAUGGAAGAAGAGAAGGAUUUACCUCUGUUAUUGGGAACCCCUUUCCUUAGUACAGUUGGCGCUUCAAUAGACUUUCACAAGCAAGAAGUGAUCCUUCACAAGUACCAUCUCAGUUCUAAGAGUCAUGGAGCUACAAAGGUUGUGAAGGAAAGGGUUGACAAAGAACCAAGAGUUGGGAAGGAUAAGGAUGAGAGAGGACCAAGGAUUGAGAAGCCACGUCUUGAGAGGGCUAGAGUUGAGAAACCACGAUCUGAUAGGCCAAGAGCUGAUAGACUUGUUCAAGCCCCUUGUGUGCUUGAUGAAGAGAGCCUUCAAGCUUUGUUUGAUGAGCCACUAGGAAGGGCUCUAAAAGAAGGGGAGGAUGCAGCCUCUAAGGCAAGACCAGGAGAUAAAAGAAAGGAUCCACCAGCUCAGGCCCCUUCAGUCAAGCCAUCUCAGCUCACAAUGACUUUGUUCCCCACCAAGUUUGAAAAUGGGAAGAUUGAGUACAAGAUAAGGUACAAGGGGAGAUCAAGGCCAUUCUCUAGAGCCAAGGCCUUGGUGACUUCAGAACAGUCCAGGGACCCAACCAAGCUAAAGGAGCUUCUGUCUCAAGUCCUCACUAUCACCCUUGAUGGUGGGACUAGCUCAACCAAUGCCUAA